AUGGCGUCGACACUUGCAUCCUUCAAGGUACCGAAGGUGGUCAACGAGCCGAACCACCACUACGCCAAAGGCUCCGCCCAACGCGCCGGCUUGACUGCUGCAAUCGAAAGCCUACGCCAAAAAGUGCCCCUCGAGGUGCCACUUGUCAUCGGCGGGAAAGAGAUCAAAACCCCCACCACUGGCACGCAACUCAACCCCUCGGACCACACCGGCUCCCCCAUCGCCGUCUACAGCAAGGCAUCUUCACAACACGUCCGUGAAGCUAUCGAUGCCGCCCUUUCUGCAAAGACGGACUGGGAAACUCUCCCUUUCGCCGACCGCGCCGCAGUCUUCCUCAAAGCGGCCGACUUAAUCAGCACCAAAUACCGCUACGACCUGAUGGCCGCGACGAUGCUCGGCCAGGGCAAGAACGCAUGGCAAGCCGAGAUCGAUGCCGCGGCAGAGUUGUGCGAUUUCCUGCGGUUCAACGUCCAGUACGCGGAGGAGUUGUACGCCCAGCAGCCGGUUCACCAUUCCCCGGGCGUAUGGAAUCGGGUUGAGUACCGCCCUCUGGAGGGGUUCGUGUACGCGGUGAGCCCGUUCAAUUUCACGGCGAUAGCGGGGAACCUGCCCGGUGUGCCGGCGCUGAUGGGGAAUGUGGUUGUGUGGAAGCCGAGUGAUUAUGCGAUUGCGAGCAAUUGGUUAUUGUAUAACAUCUUGCUGGAGGCCGGGUUGCCGAGGAAUGUGAUUCAGUUCGUUCCCGGUGACCCGGAGGAGGUGACGAGGGAGGUGCUCGCGCACCGGCAGUUUGCGGCGCUGCAUUAUACGGGAAGCACGGCAGUGUUUAGGAAGUUAUUCGGGCAGAUCGGGGAGGGGGUUGCGGAAGGCAGGUAUGCGUCGUAUCCCAGGAUUGUGGGAGAGACAGGAGGGAAGAAUUUCCAUUUGGUGCAUGCGUCAGCCGAUGUGGAAAAUGCGGUCGUGCAUACGGUCAGGGGCGCGUUUGAGUACCAGGGACAGAAGUGCAGCGCGACGUCGAGGUUGUAUGUGCCGAGGUCGAUUUGGCCAAAGUUCAAGGAGAGGUUGGUGCAGGAGACAGAGAAGUUGACAGUCGGAGCGCCCUGGGAGCAUGAGCAUAUGAUGGGGCCGGUGAUCCAUGAGGCGUCAUUCAACAAGCUGGCGGGUGUGAUUGACAAGGCGAAUAAGGACCCCGAGCUGGUACUACUCACCGGCGGAACGUAUGAUGGGUCCAAGGGCUACUUCGUUCGGCCGACGAUCUACCUGGCCAAGCGCCCCGACCAUGAGAUCUUCAAGACGGAGUUCUUUGGGCCGAUCCUCGCCGUGUGGGUGUACGACGACGUAAGCGCCGACCCGGUCGAGGCGUUUAGCCAGGUGUGCGACCUGGUCAACUCGACCAGCGAGUACGGUCUUACUGGCUCAGUUUUUGCAGCAGAUCGGGCGGCGAUCCGGUUUGCGGAGGAGAAGUUGCGCAAUGCGGCGGGCAAUUUCUACAUCAAUUGCAAGAGCACGGGAGCCGUGGUCGGGCAGCAGCCGUUUGGCGGUAGCCGGGCGAGUGGGACGAAUGAUAAGGCGGGCAGUGCGGCGAUCGUGAGCCGGUUUGUGAGCAUGCGGAGUAUCAAGGAGGAGUUUGGCGCUUCGAGGACGGUGGCUUAUCCGAGUAAUGAGGACGGGCUGGACGUGGGAUGGUCACCUGCCUGGCUGAGACACCGCGUGGCCAGCAAGGUUCUCGAUGAGGACCUUGAUGGGCUGGGAGGACAUGAGGGUAUGACGCUGGCAUUGGUUAGCAUAACGGGCCACAUCGCACCAUGUGCCUUCCUCAGAGGAGAGCGCGAGCACGCGACUGCCGAUGCUGUCUCUGUGCCUGUCACUGUGGGCAAACCAGACCUGCUGUGGGCAAGCAAGGUUCUCUGGAAUACUGCUGCUAGUCGUACUGUGCCUUUUAACAAGAUGCCUCGCAAGACUUCUCUUCCCACACCAGCAUCGUCCACAGACAUCAAGGCUCAGGACGGCCCUCUGAUGACAGAGUUCCAGCUCGAGCUGCCACCCCCGGCUGUUCCGUCUGAUAGUCUGAGUUUAAGCCAAAAAAUGACUGGUUUUCCCGCCUUUACCCAACCGAGCGAGACGACCAAGGUACGCCGGCGAUCGUCCGUCGCAAACAGUACCCCCAAGGACCCGUUUGAGCUGCCGCCGCCGCCCACGCGGCAGAGGAAGAUUAUUCAGAUGAAGCCGCGCGAGGGGAAUGCCGCCGAGAAGACGUCCGGGCCGAAGAGUGGAAAGGGUAUUGAGGGCUUAGAAUCAAGCCAGACUGGCACGAAGCGCAAGCAGACAUCGACCAGCGCGGCUAGUAAGAAGAUUUCUAGGAAAACGGCCCACAGCAUCAUUGAGCGCCGGCGUCGGUCUAAGAUGAAUGAGGAGUUUGCCGUCUUGAAGAGUUUGAUACCCGCGUGCAAGGGGGAUAUGCACAAGCUGGCUAUUCUUCAGGUUGGGUUUCUCUUAAGGUGUCCGUGUUGGGUCUAUACUGACAUCUUCCAGGCCGCAAUUGAGUAUGUCAGGUAUCUGGAAGACUGCGUGGCUAAGCUCAAGGCCCAGGUCUCCUCAGCAGAGUCAACGGGGAGCUUGCCAUCGCCAACCUCAGCACAUCCCUCUACCAGCCGUCCAUCAUCAAUAGAUGUCUCCUGUCCAGAGGUAGACAUGGCAGGGGCGGUUUUGUCUACGGCAUCACCGGAGUUCACGCCUAUGCCGGCUCAAGUUCACCAACCAUCCAUUUCCCCAGCACUGGGGCCCCAGGACUUGCACGGCCGCCAUUACUCAUGCUCAUCCAUAUCAUCAGACUACUACGGCUUAUGCUCAACAGCCGCCGGGCCGAGCCCCAAUGAGAGCACGGCAGGAUACACAACGCCAUCUUACACAUCACCUCGCUUUGGCCCUACACAGCCACAACCAUGCUCCACGAAAUCUUCCGGUCCAUACUCGGACAACAGGAGGCUAAGCGCGGUGCUGAUAAGCCCAGCAUUGCUACCACAACUCGACCAGAAAGAGGUGGAUGAGCAGCAGGCGGCCACCGCGGCAUUGUUGAUGCUCAACCGGGAAGACCGGAACAGUAGUAAUGGCGGAGGACAAACAAGAGGAUUGAGUGUCAAGGAUUUGCUGAGUAGUUGA
Messenger RNA from Thermochaetoides thermophila DSM 1495, 3156 nucleotides. RefSeq names its product delta-1-pyrroline-5-carboxylate dehydrogenase-like protein. The record is from RefSeq and is a predicted model, not a curated record. Gene Ontology annotation, molecular function: protein dimerization activity; L-glutamate gamma-semialdehyde dehydrogenase (NAD+) activity. Lineage: Eukaryota; Fungi; Ascomycota; Sordariomycetes; Sordariales; Chaetomiaceae. The transcript has 6 exons. Gene Ontology annotation, cellular component: mitochondrial matrix. Bases 1 to 3156 code for a protein of 1051 amino acids.